AAACACCACCUUUGGAAAAAGGCAACCAAAAGGACAUUACACGUUACAUUACAUAUGGAAAGGGUAGUUGAAAUAUUUCUAAUAAAAUUGGAAAGUGUGUAUACAACAGCAACGUAUCGCCCACCUGUUCUACUCAUUAACAACUAACUUGUGAAUUUUAAAUUGUGAAAUACGUAGCAGGCACUACGUUCACUUCGAUUUUUCGACAGAAAAAAAAACGAUAGUGAAUAUCCGGAAAAUUGCCUUCAAAAGCAAAGGAAGAUUCAAUAAGUGCGCACGGCAUCGAGUGAGCGUACGGCGAUUGUAAGGGCGUUGGUGACCACGGUCACGGCACUGUUGUGGUCACAGCAACGUGUCGUUGUUGUUUAUAAUUUUCAAACAAAUCAAUUACCACCAAAAACAAGGCAACAACAGUGUGUUUGUUAUAAAAGCAAUCAAAUAAUUGAAAAUGGAUCACAGCCCGUCAAACGCUACGCUGCCUGGUAAACGCCAGCAUCCGUCUACAAUGCAGCGUAAGAAGUCCGGUCCGAAAUUUGAGCUUUCCGAAGCGCAAAAAGCCGACAUCAAGGAGGCCUUCGAUUUAUUCGAUACAGAGUGUACCGGUUUUAUCGAGGUCAAGGAGUUGAAGGUUGCAAUUCGUGCGCUUGGCUUUGAGCCGAAGAAGGAGGAAAUCAAACGUAUGAUUGCCGAAAUCGAUAAAGACGGCACAGGACGCAUAUCAUUCAAUGACUUUCUACAGCUGAUGACCAUGAAAAUGGCGGAGAAGGACACCAAAGAGGAAAUACUGAAAGCGUUCCGUUUGUUCGAUGACGACGAUACUGGCUCGAUUUCGUUUAAAAAUCUGAAACGUGUUGCACGUGAAUUGGGUGAAACGCUGACCGAUGAGGAGUUGCGCGAAAUGAUUGAUGAAGCUGAUUUGGAUCAUGAUGGUGUGGUGAAUCAGGAUGAGUUUUUGCGCAUCAUGAAAAAGACAAGUCUAUAUUAGUUGUAUGUUUGUGGUUGUAGCGUGGCACCAAAGUGGUGCUAUGCGUUGAUUAUAAUGGUCAUAAUGACUGGGCGGAAGGGUUCUUAUUCUAUUUUUUAAUCGUUUGCUUUAAAUAUUUAUUAGUUCUCCAAUAUUAUGUGGUUUAUUUGCCACACAGCUAAACGUCUAGUUAUCAUAAUUUAAUUCUAACUUAUAUUGAAACAAACUUGCUGCUUAUACUUACACAUAAUAAUAAAAUAACUUAUAAAUACCUCUGCUGGACUUACAUAUGUAUACAAGAAUAUUACGAAAUACUUAUUUGUGCUUAUUGUUUUGUUAAAUUAAUUUAUUUUGUCUAUUUAAAUAUAAUAUAUGAAUACCUGCAUAUUGCAGUAAAAUGAGAA
Messenger RNA from Zeugodacus cucurbitae (melon fly), 1368 nucleotides. RefSeq lists its product as uncharacterized. Gene Ontology annotation, cellular component: centrosome; centriole. Bases 449 to 985 code for a protein of 178 amino acids. The record is from RefSeq and is a predicted model, not a curated record. NCBI's taxonomy places the organism in Eukaryota, Metazoa, Arthropoda, Insecta, Diptera, Tephritidae. Gene Ontology annotation, biological process: mitotic cell cycle; centriole replication. The transcript is spliced from 2 exons. Gene Ontology annotation, molecular function: calcium ion binding.